Corvus hawaiiensis (hawaiian crow) is the source of this 1775-nucleotide messenger RNA. It is a transcript of the gene DBNDD1, whose product is annotated as dysbindin domain containing 1. The transcript has 3 exons. Gene Ontology annotation, cellular component: cytoplasm. Gene Ontology annotation, biological process: negative regulation of protein kinase activity. Lineage: Eukaryota; Metazoa; Chordata; Aves; Passeriformes; Corvidae. The record is from RefSeq and is a predicted model, not a curated record. The coding region runs from base 638 to 1414 and encodes 258 amino acids.
GGCGGCGUGAUGCGGGCAGCGGGGGCCGCGCUCCUUACGGUGACACGGCACAGUGUCACCCACCGGGGCCGGGCACUGCGCGGGGAGAGGCGGCGGGAGCGGGCGGGAGCGGGCAGCCCCCGUGUCCUCUCCGGGGGGAUCUGCUCUGCUCUGGAGCGGGAUGAGGACCACAUUUUCCGGCCCGAGGGAACGUACCGUCAGCGCGGGGUGCCUGAUCCCACCGUGCGAGGUCAGGACGUGGCAGAGCCAGUGUCGGGCAGAGGGCUGGUGUCCCGCUGGUGUCCCGCUGGUGUCCUGCCCAUGUCCUGCAGCUCCAUGUGCCAGCAGCAGGAACACCUCGUAACGUCCUUUUCCCCUUUGGGUUGGGGGUCUCUGUCCCUGCCCCGCUGUCACCACCCUGGUGGGAGGGAGGCGAUGCCCAUCCCUGUGCCGUGUCACUCGGUAACGCAGUGGUGGCAUGGUUCGGUGGUGGCACGUGGUGCCAGGGCACCGGCACUGACCUCGGGGGGACAGGGUGCUGUGUCCCCCGGUUCUGCCCUGGGCACACAGGGCCUCCUCCCACCCUCAGUGCCUGCUCAGCCCCGAGACACGGCUGUGCCCCCACCGUGUACCACCACCGCGUGCCGUGACCUGUGCCAUGGCCAAGACCAUCUGCCGCGGCCGCCUUGUCCCACCGGCUCUUCCCGGGGACAGUCCCAGCACAAUCCGCCCUUUUCCGGGCCCCGGCACAGGCUGCGCUUUGUCUCGUCGACACAAAGGGGCUGCGCGGGGAGGGGGGCGCGGAGCGGGGGGUGGGGGCUGCCAGCUUCCGACACGAGGGUCUCGGCAGUUCUGCCCGUCUCCCCGGUCCUCCCAGGGGUCCUGCUGCCCCCGGCCCCUCAGUCGGGCACCCUGUGAGUGCUGGGGGGCCCCGGGAGGAACUGCCUUCACUGACGCAGAAGGUGCUGAUGUGGCAGAGCUUGGCAAGGAGCCACUGGUCCCGGAGCACCCUGCAGGGACCCCCACCCACGGGCCGGCCCAGGAGACCCCCCGAGUCCCCGCGGAGGAGCAGGGUGGCAUCCCCAUCCCCAGCGCUGGCCUGCUGCAGGUCACCGAGCGCCGACAGCCCCUGAGCAGCGUGUCCUCGCUGGAGGUGCACUUCGACCUGCUGGACCUGACGGAGCUGACGGAUAUGUCGGACCAGGAGCUGGCCGAGGUCUUCGCCGACUCCGACGAGGAGAACGUGGCCGGAGAGACGCCCGGCGGGCUGCAGCCGCCGGCGGUGCCGCGGGCCGGGUACCUGCGCUCGCCCUCCUGGACCCGCGCGCGGGAGCAGGGCCGGGACAAGAAGCACCUGAGUGACCCUGAGCUGCCGCCGGGACCUCCGGGACCCCCGGACGCCUUCCUGCCCGCCGAGCGCCCGCGGGAGCCGUAGGGACAAAACCCGCCGGGGGACACCGGGAUACGCCGGUGCUGGUCCCGUCGGUACCGAUGGAGCCCGUCCCCGGGCGCAGGACUCCCGUUAGCCCGCCCGGAGGGCAGAGGCGGCCCCAGCCCCGCGGCGGGGAGGUACCGGGGCUGCCCUCAGCCAGUGGCCCGCGGCCCCGGGUGGAAACCGGGCCGGCCCCGCCGGCCCCCGGGAGCGGCACGGCCUUGGUUGCUGGGAGCAGCGGGUGGGGCAGGACGGGACGGGCCGCACGGCUCAGCGCGGCCCGACGGAGCGCGGCCGGUGCCGGUGCCCGCCCGGUUCUGAUGUAGCAGUGCUGUGAUCCGGUAAAACCGACCGACCGACCCAC